Mesoplodon densirostris (Blainville's beaked whale) is the source of this 1106-nucleotide messenger RNA. Its product is annotated as beta-1,4-galactosyltransferase 7-like. The record is from RefSeq and is a predicted model, not a curated record. NCBI's taxonomy places the organism in Eukaryota, Metazoa, Chordata, Mammalia, Artiodactyla, Ziphiidae. Gene Ontology annotation, biological process: proteoglycan biosynthetic process; carbohydrate metabolic process. The transcript has a single exon. Bases 77 to 1060 code for a protein of 327 amino acids. Gene Ontology annotation, molecular function: xylosylprotein 4-beta-galactosyltransferase activity.
GGCGCCGCGUAGGCCGGGGAGGCCGGGCCGGCCCGGCUGGGAGCUUGAGCCCCAUGAGCCGCCGCCUCCCCCGACGAUGUUCCCCUCCCGGAGGAAAACGGCACAGCUGCCCUGGGAGGACGGCAGGUCCAGGCUGAUCCCCAGCGGCCUCCCCCGGAAAUGCUCCGUCUUCCACCUCUUUGUUGCCUGUCUCUUACUGGGCUUCCUCUCCCUGCUCUGGCUGCAGCUCAGCUGCUCUGGGGACGUGGCCCAGGCAGCCAGGGGAAAAGGACAGGAGACCCCGGGCCCAUCCCGGGCCUGCCCACCAGAGCCACCCCCUGAGCACUGGGAACAAGAUGAAUCAUGGGGCCCCCACCGCCUGGCAGUGCUGGUGCCCUUUCGAGAACGCUUCAAGGAGCUCCUGGUCUUUGUGCCCCACAUGCACCGCUUCCUGAGCAGGAAGAAGAUCCAGCACCACAUCUAUGUGCUCAACCAGGUGGACCAUUUCAGGUUCAACCGGGCAGCACUCAUCAACGCGGGCUUUCUGGAGAGCAGCAACAGCACAGACUACAUCGCCAUGCACGACGUGGACCUGCUCCCUCUCAACGAGGAGCUGGACUAUGGCUUCCCAGAGACCGGGCCCUUCCACGUGGCCUCCCCGGAGCUCCACCCGCUCUACCACUACAAGACCUACGUCAGUGGCAUCCUGCUGCUUUCCAAGCAGCACUACCAGCUGUGCAACGGGAUGUCCAACCGCUUCUGGGGCUGGGGCCGUGAGGAUGACGAGUUCUACCGGCGCAUCAAAGGAGCCGGGCUCCAGCUUUUCCGCCCCUCGGGAAUCACAACUGGGUACAAGACAUUUCGCCACCUGCAUGACCCAGCCUGGAGGAAGAGGGACCAGAAGCGCAUCGCGGCUCAAAAACAGGAGCAGUUCAGGGUGGACCGGGAGGGAGGCCUGAGCACCGUGAAGUACCGCGUGGACUCCCGUACAGCCCUGUCUGUGGGCGGGGCCCCCUGUACUGUUCUCAACAUCAUGUUGGACUGUGACAAGGCUGCCACCCCCUGGUGCACAUUCAGCUGAGUUGGCUGGACAGCAAGGAAGCCUGUGCCUACAGGCCAUACUGCUA